UUCAUGUUAUUUAAUUACUUGGUCCUCAUUACUUUGGCGGGGAUUUCUGGGCCUAGAUUUCUCAACAGAAACAACAACUUAAAGAAAAAGACUCCUCUUAGGCCCAUGGAACAUUUGGAUUGGCGGAUUUCGUAGACGAUUCAUGCAAAGAUGUCAGACUUUCAAGUGUUAUGUGUGAAGAUCGGGAACAAUGAAGGCACACGACCACUCAUAGAGGAAGCUUACAAGUGCCUUCAAGAAGAGAAGAUGUCACCUUCAUGGUGUACUGAAGACAAGUGCCUGCAGGUCAAAGAGAAGAAGAAAGGAGUGAUUUUCAUAUUUGAACUCUUCGAGGGUGCUGCAUACAAACAUGUUGCAAGUCUUGGCAGCAGGGUAUUUGGUCCGAUGUGCAUCAUAACUUGCCUGGCAUGUAAACAGAACAUUCCGCGGAAGUACCGACCCAUAUACAACCUGGCAAUGAAGGACAUACUGGUGUGCUGCUCUAAUAUUGAUAAAGCAGAAAGGACUAUGAUACAAGAGAGGGUUGAAUUGAUGGGGGGCGAGUAUACCAAGGACCUGACGGAAGGUGUCACACAUCUGGUGGUCGGAGCUGUAGGGGGCAGUAAAUAUCUGGUGGCUGGAUCACGCAGUAUCCAGAUCAUGCUGCCCCAGUGGAUUGAGAACGUAUGGCAGAAAUCACAACUGAGGGCUGCCCACGGCCUCGAUGAACAGUUCCAGCAGGACGAGUGCCCCAUUUUCAAGGGCUGCGUGAUCACCGUGUCUGGGCUACACACCACUGCCAGGAAUGAAGCCAAGAGACUCAUCGAGAAAGAAGGUGGCGUAUACUCUGGUGAAAUGAAGGCCAAGGAAUGCACACAUUUGAUUAUUAAUGAAGCAAAAGGUCAGAAGUACCAGUUUGCCAAGAAGUGGGAGCUUAGCAUAGUGCGGACAGAGUGGCUGUACGACUCCAUAGAGCGUGGCUACUGUCUGAGCCCGCAGGAUUACGGGCUGGAGGAGGGAGGGCCCACGGGCAUGAAGACCUCAACGCCAGAAAGGCAGAGCAUGACAGGAGCUAUCAACGACAUCAGUAACAUCUCCAUGAUAUCCAUGGCAAACGUCAACGAGACGGCAAACUCCACCAGCAUGAUGACACGUCUUGACAACAACGCGGUCACAAGACUCGAUGACCCUACUGAUAACCUUGACCUUACCAAGACCCCAGCUGACAUGUUCCUGGAUGGUUGCAAGAUUUUCUUGAGUGGUUUUCGCGGGGCCUCUUUAGAAAGGCUGAGAAAGAUUAUCAAUGCUGGAGGUGGAACCAGGUUUAAUCAGAUCACAGAGAACCUCACCCACAUGGUUGUGGGGGAGCUGAUAGCUAGUGACAUUGAGCAGGUGAAAUCCCUGCUUAACAGGCCCCACGUUGUCAGCUCCAAAUGGCUGGUAGAAUGCUACAAGCAAGAGUCGCACGUCACAGAGGCCGCCUACCUUAGUGCACAUGUACCCAGCGUUCAGCCCAAAACUCCAGACAGUAAACUACUCAAAAGAAAGUCCUCUGUACAGACAAACAAGGACCAAGGUCCCAGCUCUGCUCAGACAAGACCCCCUACCGAGACUGGUGAAGAUAUGCAGGAUAUCAUGAGUCAAUACCUCAAUAACCCUGCUGAUGGUACAGUGGAAGAUAAUGAUGAGACCAUGGCUCCCGCAGUUGCAGCCCCUGUAGACCCACAUGAUCUGACACAAGACCCGGAUGCUACAGCAGGAAUCGGAGACAAGAUAUUCGCUGGGAAGACGUUUGUUUUGUAUGGCUUUGAUGAAGAAGGGAUUCCGGCCCAGACGGCGUAUAUCAAGGAGGGCGGAGGUGUGGUGCUACAAACAUCAGACAGGCAUAUCCCUGACUAUGCCAUUGUGCCGAUGGACGGUUUUCCUGUAGACAGGACUGUGAACAACAUCGUGACUAACACCUGGAUGCAAAUGUGCAUGGAGCAGAAUGCCUUGCUGGAUGUGGACAGCAACCCUCUGUUUACACCAAUAGAGAUCAACAUGGAGGGAGCUCCACUGAAGGACUGUGUACUCUCAAUCAGUGGUUACAGUGGCACAGAGAGGGACAUUCUUAUAAGCAUAGCAGAGGUGCUGGGAGCUACAUGCCAGGAUUAUUUUGUGCGCACUGCAAAGAACAACCUUUUACCCAGUACCCACCUUGUGGUAAAUGCGGCUGAAGGCUCAAAAUAUGAGGCUGCGAAGAAAUGGGGAAUACCAGCCCUUUCCAAACUUUGGAUUUUGUCCUGUGCUCGACAGGGUAAAAAAGUUCCAGAGGACAAGUACUUGAUUGAAAUUGUCUCCAAUGACAACCUGAUGUCUCAGGUACCCACGGUGGAAAACCAAAAUGGCUCAGUUUUGGAAAAUAGAUCUGGUAGGGUUUCUGUUAGGGAAGCCAACCCAUCUGAGAUUGGCCAACAAAACAUAGUAGACUCAAAAGAAGCUGAUGGAGCCCAUGUGAACAAAAGUAACGGGAAAAUAACUGAUGCAGAAUCAAAUUCUGGUGGAACUAACAAAGUUGCGGAGCGUAAAGGAGAGAAAAAUAUUGGUGCUAAACUUAAGCAGGGAAAUAAUGAGAAGGUUUCAGCGGUAGGCGAUCACGGAUUUUCUCAGACAGAUGGGGAUUUCAUGGAGAACAACGACUCAGAUGCCAUGCUACUGCAACUUGAAUCUCAGGAAAAUUACCAGCCAGUCAUUCCAGUUGUUGAAACAGAAUUGAAGACUACUGCAAAGGACCGGGAAGUAAAACCGGCCUCGACUUCUGUUGCAAAUAACAGGGAUAUUAAUGUCAAUGAUGUGUCUAGGAAUACUGACAUUGCUGAAGCACCAGUGGUGAAUACUAAAGAUGGUAAAGCUUUGAAUAAAAAUCUUCUUCCUGCAACAAAACAUGUUGCACCUGCAGAAACUCCCCCUUUUGAGAGAUUGAAAAGGAGAUGGGACAAGAACCCCCCUCUUACCGGUACCCCUGUCCUAACUAAGCAGUCUGCUAAAGACAAGCUGAAGGAGAUGCCGGCCAGGAAGCACAACUGGAGAUAUGACGACUGGGUGGCAAAGAAUGACUGGACGGCAAAGAACGGCAGUAGUCAGAAAGAGAACCUGGGGCUGGCCACCUCAACGCCGGUGCAAUCUAGGGUGAAGGAACUGAAGAGGCAAGAUGGAAAGAAAGUGGACAUAGACACGCCCAGCAAGUUCCUCAACCCGAAUGUGAGAUACAUUCCCAAGUUUGAGACCGAGGAGUUUCUCGCAUCACUGCAAACCCCAGAGGAUGUGAGAGCUGCAAGGGCCAAAAGAAAGCCCAGUCUGAACGACAGUGAGCUGUUCGAGCUGAUGAGAGCCAAGAUGGAGGUGACCAUUGAACAGAGGAGACAGGAGCGCGAGAGUGCUGUCGCCUCAUCCCAGCGACAAAACGACGAAGUGGACGGAGAUUACGAGGAUGUCCCAACUGCGCUGCAAGGCGUGGUGAUCACUGUUGCUAGACGACUGGCCAAGGACCAGGCAGAGUUUAAUGAGAUUGUCACGUGUCUGGGAGGGGAGUAUCGUUGGACCAUCGACAAUACUUGCACCCAUUUCAUCUUUCAGGGUCGGCAGAACGAUACGACUAAAGAUUUCAAACAAGCAAAGGCACAGGGCUUGAAAAUUGUCAGUCCCCAUUGGUUGUACAUGUGUAAAGAACAGAAUGUUAGAGUGGAUGAAUCGCUGUUUCCUCACACCUUUAAUCCCAACCUUUCCCUGGCGGUGGUUACCACCAGAGGAACACCCAUGCGCACUCCACGUGUACGACGGAACAUCAAAAGUGUCACAGAGCCUCCCAAAUCGGCUGUUACCGCAAAAAAAUGAAGCUGAAAAAACUUCCCCAUCUGUCGAUAGAAAUUCCGAGGGAGGCAACUCUGGGUCCGGUACACCGGCAAGAAAGGGAGGCAAAUCACCAGUUGCGAAUCUGGUCUGCAAAUUGACUGGCAGUCUGGAUAA
This is a messenger RNA of Dreissena polymorpha, 3984 nucleotides long. RefSeq names its product DNA topoisomerase 2-binding protein 1-like. The record is from RefSeq and is a predicted model, not a curated record. NCBI's taxonomy places the organism in Eukaryota, Metazoa, Mollusca, Bivalvia, Myida, Dreissenidae. The coding region runs from base 151 to 3852 and encodes 1233 amino acids. The transcript is spliced from 31 exons. Gene Ontology annotation, biological process: DNA replication initiation; mitotic G2 DNA damage checkpoint signaling; mitotic DNA replication checkpoint signaling.